UCUGUGGAUGAGUGUCAUUGUGUCAGAGACGCAGAAGGACAGAAUUCCUCUGUGAUCCAAAUACACUCCUAUUCUACAGGAGCUGGGGAAUACAGGGAGUUCAGUCUCUUUAUAAUUGUGCCAGAAUUAGUAACUAGAUAAAGAACAUAAACAUUUCCAGGAUUGAUCGUUAAAUCCAAAUCUACUUUCUCCACCCCGUCCCUUCCUGCUGAUGCUUUUAUAUGACACAGAUAUUUCCACCACUUGACUUGACCUCCCAGUAACAGCGUCCACUCACGCUAAGCUGAUUGGCUGGUCUUAGCUUGGCCAGCUGGUCUCCCAGCCUGACCAGCUAAAGAAGUGGCCAAAACCCAGCCUAAAACCAGCCAACCAGCUUAGGCUGGUUUUAGCUGGUUUUUUUUUUUCAGCAGUAUGUUCUUUGUGCUCGAAGAGACACACCUUUUGACAAACACACACACCUUUUUGCACACGUCUCAAAACAGGAAAUUUAGUUAAGAGAAACUGAAACUUAUGUGUUGUUCCAGCUGUUGUCUGUAUCUGUGUGUAUGUGGAGGAACAUGGCAGAAACCAGUAUUUCAGUGGAUGAGGAUCAGUUCAGCUGUCCGAUAUGUUUGGAUCUACUGAAGGAUCCAGUGACCAUCCCCUGUGGACACAGUUACUGUAUGAACUGCAUUACAGACUACUGGAAUAAAGAUGAUCAGAGGAGAGUUUACAGCUGCCCUGAGUGCAGACAGACCUUCACUCCAAGACCUGCUUUAAACAAGAAUGUGAUGCUGGCUGAAAUGGUGGACAACCUGAAGAAGACAAGAACUGCUCUCGUUUACGCUGGACCUGGAGAUGUGGAGUGUGACGCCUGUACUGCAAGAAAACGCAAAGCUGUAAAGUCCUGUCUGAUGUGUCUGGAAUCAUACUGUCAAAGUCAUUUUGAGUGUCAUGAGGAAUCUCGUAUAAGGAAACGACACAAAGUGACUGAUGCCACUGGACGAAUCCAGGAAAGUCUCUGCUCUCAACAUGACAGACUGCUGGAGGUUUUUUGUCGUACUGACCAGAAGUGUAUUUGUUUGAUGUGUCUGAUGGAUGACCAUAAACAUCACGAUACUGUUUCGGCUGAAGCAGAGAGGACAGAGAAACAGAAACAGGUUGGAGAGAAAGUAAUAAUUAUACAGAAGAAAAUCCAAGAGAGACAAACAGAGCUUCGGAAGCUGAGAAAGUCUGUGCAGAGUCACAAGAGCUCUGCACAGGCAGCAGUGGAGGACAGUGAGAGGAUCUUUACUGAACUGAUCCGCUCCAUUGAAAGAAGCCACUCUGAGGUGACACAGAUGAUCAGAGAUCGAGAAAAGGCUGAAGUGAGUCGAGCUGAAGGACUCUUAGAGCAACUGCAGCAGGAGAUCGAUGAUCUGAAGAGGAGAGACGCUGAGCUGAAGCAGCUUUCACACACAGACGAUCACAUCUAUUUCCUACAGAGUUUCCCGUUUCUUUCUGUUCCUCCUGCAUCUUCAGACAGCACCACUGUCAGUUCUCUGCUCACGUAUGAUGAUGUGAGAAGCUCUGUCUCUGUAAUAAGUAGGAAAUUCGAGAAUUUCUGCAGAGAGGAGAUAGAAAAGAUACCUGGUGGAGUGAAAUACAGUAUCAUUCCCAAUAUCAAAAUCCUCACACCCAUCACUGAACCCAAAACAAGAGAGGACUUCUUACACUAUUACCAUCAGUUUACUCUGGAUUCAGAGUCAGUGCAUAAAAACCUCUGUCUGUCUGAGGAGAACAGAGUGGCUGCUUGCACUGCUACAUUGCAGCCGUAUCCUGAUCAUCCAGACAGAUUUGAUGUUUGGCCUCAGGUGUUGUGUAGAGAGAGUGUGUGUGGACGCUGUUACUGGGAGGUGGAGUGGAGUGGGACUCGUGGUGUGGGAAUAUCAGUGUCAUAUAAGAGCAUCAGCAGGAAGGGACGGGAUAAUGAGAGCAAAUUUGGAUAUAAUGAUCAGUCCUGGAGAUUGUUCUGCUCUCGCUCUGUAUAUUUAUUUAGUUACAAUAACAAAAAAUCUGAACUCCCUGUAUUCUUCUGCUCCUGUAGAAUAGGAGUGUAUGUGGAUCACAGAGCAGGAAUUCUGUCCUUCUACAGCGUCUCUGACACAAUGACCCUCAUCCACAGAGUCCAGACCACAUUCACUCAGCCUCUCUAUCCUGGGUUUGGCAUAACUCAGGACUCAACAGUGAAAUUGUGUCAUUUAGCAGUAUAGAUAAAGUAGAGCUUCUACAAAUCAUCACAAUAUGACAGUUAUGGAGCAUAUGUUAUGGAGUAAGAAUAUUUUAAUAAUACUUAAUUGUAGUGUACAAAUAAGUAAUGAGAGUAACAUUAUAUCAGUUGACUGUGUAUCAUUUUGCAUUUUUAUGCAAGAAGUUUAACAUUAAAUAUCACAUGCAACUUCAAUUCGCCCUGAGCCUUUUGCAACAUUUCUUUAAAUACAAGACAAGACAUCCUCCAAAUGGAGGCUAACAACUGCAGUUUGCAUUGAUGCAGAUCCCACACCUGGA
Molecule: messenger RNA, 2526 nt
Organism: Cyprinus carpio (common carp)
Lineage: Eukaryota; Metazoa; Chordata; Actinopteri; Cypriniformes; Cyprinidae
Product: tripartite motif-containing protein 16-like protein
Molecular function (GO): protein binding; zinc ion binding
Source: RefSeq, a predicted model, not a curated record